This is a messenger RNA of Sycon ciliatum, 2909 nucleotides long. RefSeq lists its product as uncharacterized. Gene Ontology annotation, cellular component: cytoplasm. Gene Ontology annotation, molecular function: protein binding. The coding region runs from base 334 to 2490 and encodes 718 amino acids. The transcript has 6 exons. NCBI's taxonomy places the organism in Eukaryota, Metazoa, Porifera, Calcarea, Leucosolenida, Sycettidae. The record is from RefSeq and is a predicted model, not a curated record.
GCCAAGGAGUUAGAUUAGAAAUUAGAAUGAUACUCUUGAUUCGAUUUUUGGAAUCAUGGCUUUUACUUGGCAGUAUUUGAGCAUAAGAAUAGAGGGUUAGUAAAGACAUGACUGUACUUCUUUAGAUCAGCACCAACUGACCAAGACUCAGAGGAGUCCACACCAAUUCUGCACGAAGAGCUACCAACAUGCAGUGGUAGCGCGAAGCAAAACUGUCCCUACUCCCUUCUGGCGCAGUUGCGAGUCGCACAACACCAAUACUUCUAUUUACGCAUAUCGGAUUCAGACUAGUAACAGCGAAGGGGUCUGCAGGCUAGGCAAGGAAAAACGAGGAUGGCUACAGAAAACUUGCCGACACCGGAGUCGGAAUUGAGACCUCGUAUUCCAUCAUUACAGGAGAUGUGCACAUCUGUAGCUGCUCAGGCCCUCGCUCGACCUGGCAGGGAGACAUUUGCGCUGGAGUGCAGAGCGCACCUGAUAGUCGUGCACCAGAUACGGACAUUUGAAAUGCUGAGGCGCACAACGGCGGGUUAUCUACUGGAAUACGUUGUUCAUCGAUGUCCGGAGCUGCUUACCGAUGAGCUGGCUGGCCUCAUUCUGCCCCAUGGGCUCUAUGCUGUAAACCUUUCCCACUGCACCAGCAUAACGCAGGAGUGUUUGGUUGACUGGAGCAAGGCUUUCUUCUGUGAAAGUGAUGAGAAUGCAAGUAGAGAGAGCUCACCAGCAGCUGAGGCUGCAGAUUCUCAGGCACCGAGGCUCGAAAGUCAAGUAUCAAGCCUGGACAUCAGCUGCACAGAGUUGUUCUCGGCGGAGGGUGUGCUUCUGGCCAGCACGGAAUGGUGGCAGUGUUUCCUCCGUCCUUUGGCAGCGUCCCUGACUCAAGUGAACGUGAGCCACACAGCAAUCAGCGACCGAGGUGUUGAGGUUCUGCUAGCAACGUGCACACAACUACAGGAGCUGGAUAUAUCGCACUGUCAGCAGUUGACCAACAGCAUGUUGGAUUUUGUGAGGAUUGCGGCUCCUGUAGCUGUGUCCGAGACCGAUGAUCAAGAGCACCAUCAGCUUGAUCCCAGCGGUAUGCCUACUGCGGUCAUUGCACAGCAUCUGAGGCAUGUCUUGGCUGCCAACACGAAUCUGGGCUUCAGAGCUAUCCGCAAGCUGGCGCUGAUGUGUCAAGAUCGUUUGGAAACCGUGGACAUUGGUCUGUGUGAAGGUCUCCUCGCUACUGCUCUCCUAUGCCUGAGUGGUUAUGCAGUGGACAAACUAACGGACAGUCCCCCUGGCGACGUAGCACAGCUGGCUACGUACAAAGAGUACUUGGAAAAAAGUGGCGAUCCAUGCUUACAAUCUUGCCUGUCCGCUACUCCGGAAGUCACAGACACUAUGCGGCAGCGUCUGUAUCACUGUGGGUAUGUUAUCCGAGGACGGGCAUUCACACCUAAUCUUUCAACGGUGAACAUUACUGCGGUGCUUAGGGCAGACGCUGUGAGUGACAUUUGCGCAGCACUGUUCUUCAUGAACACGUCCCCUACACUUCAGCGACUGAUCUGUGGCUCACACAGCGCACUCUUCUUGGCAAAGCAAACGAAGUACCUUAGAUUUGUAAAGGACAUUGACCUGUUUGGAGCAAGAGACCUAACUCUUGAUGACCUCGUAGGAUUCUGUACUGAGGAGCACCAUUUGCAACACUUGAAUUUAGUAGAUAUAGCCACUCGUCUAAAUCCAGAAGUGGACAUCGCCCAAAUCUUCCGCAUGAGCCGGAUGCCAUGGCUCUCAUUCAAGUACUAUGGCGAUGAUUUGAGUGCAGACACGUUUGCGGAUAUUAUUCGCAUUGCUUCACCAACGCUUGAGAGGCUGCAGCUAGCGUACAUGGACAAUAUCCCAGACGAUGUGCUAUGUCUCGUCUUGAAGCUUUGCAGAUCUGUGAAGGUUCUUGAGCUGCGAAUGAUGGAAAUUGGUCCUGAAGUCAUUGACAGCCUUCUGCAUAGCUGUCCUCCAAGGCUUACCGAACUGUCACUGCCCAAGUGUUCCUUUCUCCUGUGUAACGAGCACAUUGCAUGCGUGGCUCAGUCUUGCCCACUCCUGGAGAAAGUGAAUCUAAGUUGGCACACCAAUAUCGGCAAUGCUGCAGUGCGAUCGUUACUACUCCUUUGUCCCAUGCUGCGCAUACUGGAGGUGACCGGUGUGAAACAGCUCACAUCCGAUCCGUUCUUGCCACUGGCGGUCGUAUGCAAGACUUCAGACAGUGUUGAAGAUGAAGCGGUACUGGACUCUAAAAUGAUGGCACUGGUCAAACACAACCAACAGUGCUACGUUCGUCGCUCAACAGUGUACGGUCGUAACUUACAGCUUCUGGACUUGUCAUCGUGUGAUCAUGUGGAUGAUGAGCAUCUGAUCACAAUAGCGCUAGCGGCAUUCCGAUCGCUGCACAUUAGGAACUACUACGGGGCCAUGGUCACGGAGAGUGGCGAAGAGUAUCACUUGUAUUAGAAUGCACCGCAUCAACAUACCAAUCCAGUCAUGCCGGCCAGCUGAGACGGCAAUUUGAUUGUUUUGAGUGUGUGUGUUUGCGCGCGCGCGUGUGUGUGUACCCACGUCGGCGGUGGAAAGACUAUGCUGUGAAGGACCUCCGCUCACGAGACCUUGGAGCGGACUGGUAUACAUGUAUAGUGGCCUGUGACCCUUGCCCAGACUGGAGGCUGUCUCUGUGCGUGCCACAUUGCGUUCAUGCAUGCCCGUCGCAUGUCCGUUGUCUUGGAGGAACGAAUAACUUCCAUAGUAUAGUAUAUUAUGAUGUAUUUUACUUCAGUAAAAUGUAUAGGCAUGUUAUGCCUCCUCGCCGGCCGUGAUGGCCGUGUGCAUGUCGGUGCAUACGAGUAACCUUUCUCUCCACUUGAGAGUUUUGUGUA